Messenger RNA from Drechmeria coniospora, 249 nucleotides. RefSeq lists its product as uncharacterized. NCBI's taxonomy places the organism in Eukaryota, Fungi, Ascomycota, Sordariomycetes, Hypocreales, Ophiocordycipitaceae. The record is from RefSeq and is a predicted model, not a curated record. The coding region runs from base 1 to 249 and encodes 82 amino acids. The transcript has a single exon.
AUGGCACGGCAAAGUCGAGAUUCUUCAGGGACCUCCGACGGCCAUGGGCCUUGGUGCAUAGUUCCAGGACCUCACUGGAAUCUGGAGGCGCCCUCGGACGAAGCAGACAAGUCCUCCCUGGCUCUACCCAACGCCAUGAACGGACAAUUCAGCUCGUCGAGUGACUCGGCCGACGUCGGUUACCUCCCAUCUUCCGCCGUGCCCGAGGCAGGCCGCUCCCGGAUUGCAAGCCUGCACGGCUCCACGUAA